CCAAAAGACAGGGGAGUGGCUCAGUUUAAAAUCCAACCCAGAAGUCCUGUGAAAACUUGCCUGUGAAAGAAGAAAGAAAAUGAAAUAGAACACAACAGAAGUCGGGCAACAACAUUCACAUACUGCACAGGUGAAGUUCACGGACAACUCCUCAGUGGACGAUUAACUGGACUUUUCUUUUAAAAGAAACCAAAAUCAUUCUGCUGUUUCCAGUAACAAAGUUAUAAUGAAAUGGACGAUUUAGGACAAAGAAACUAUUCAGGAGGAAGUUUAGGAGACAAAGGCACUGAAACUAGACUUACAUCUCUACCACCACGAGGAUUCAGUGCAUCGUCCGGGAAGGGAAUGUCAAGUAACUCUGGAAGUUCUAGCUUGGACAAGAACAUUAUAACCCAAAACAGUUCUUACUUCUUUUCCUCUUCUGGGGGUGGGAGUACGGGUGGAUUAGGAUCUGCUCUCAGUGACCUUCUGACAGAGGAGACCUCUGUGAGUAUAAGCAGGAAGGCAGGUGGCUCUUCUGAUGGUUUUGAUAGUGCGUUUGGAUCGGGCUCUGGGCUAAGGGUGAGAUCCAGUUCCACUGAAGGCACGAGGAGAACACAAGAUUCCUGCGUCUCCCCUUUGUUUCUAGAGAAGAAAAGCAAAACCACUCGUUCCAGUCAUUACGAUGGAAGCUCAAGUGACAAUUCGUCCCCAGAGACCAAAAGAAAAGACUACGGAUCAUCUAGAGGGAGGACUCAGAGCAGAGAGACGGAAAUCAGGACAAGACUGCAGAGUGCAUCUCCAUCCACAAGAUGGACAGAGCUAGAUGAUGUGAAAAGGCUACUGAAAGGAUCACGCUCUGCCAGCGUAAGCCCUACAAGAUCUCCCUGCACCUCUCCUCUGCCCGUCCCUCGCAAAGCCACCAUAGAGACCAGCAUCUCCACCAAGCCAGUCAUUGACAGGAAGAUGAAGACAGCUCAUGCUGACAUGAUGAACUCUGAGCAAUAUGACAACACUUUUCUGGAGACUGACCUGUCCUCAUUUACAUGGAACACCUCCACAUUGCCCUCUGCAGUCUCCACUGGUAAUGCAGCCUACAGCUUCCACAGCAACACCAACAACAUGUCAACAGGAGCUUCUCUUGUCAACAGCACAUCCCCAUCUUCUUUAUCAGUGUAUGGAUUCCAAAACAAUUUAGGAGUUUUAAGUUCCAGUGGAGCUAACACAAUUCCAGGGUAUGGGGUGCAGAAAAAUUAUUCAUCAAUCACAAACAGCCCUGUUGGAGUGAGCGCAGGUGUCUCAACCUCAGGAUAUGGGGUACAGAAAAAUUAUUCAUCAAGUCCAAACAGCCCUGUUGGACUGAGCACAGGUGUCUCCACUUCAGGAUAUGGGGUGCAGAAAAAUUAUUCAUCAAGUCCAAACAGCCCUGUGGGAGCGAGCACAGGUGUCUCCACUUCAGGAUAUGGAGUGCAGAAAAACUAUUCAGCAAGUCCAAACAGCACUGUUGGAGUGAGCACAGGUGUCUCCACUUCAGGAACUGGCACAAGGGUCCUUAAUGAGAACAUGACAAAGAAAUACCUGACAUCAGAGAAAGAGAACAUUCCUGUGAAGAGAGAGACAGAAGAACUUAUUUUGACCAAAGACAGUGGCAAGCAGUUUACCAGCAGCGCCCCCAAUGGCAAAGCAGAGUCAUAUUCAGAUGUUUCAGUGAAGAAGGACGUUUUUACAACCAGCUAUUCUGAAAGCGCACCAGUCAAGUCUAGCUCUGGUGCAUACUAUGGGUCUACAGCAGUGGCGACAAAAGAUAAAGCUACAUAUGCAGAGAUUCAUAAGGCUGAGGAUGAGGACGACUGUACUUGUGUAGGGGGUUGUUGUGGGCCGCACUGCUGUUCCUGGUGGAAGUGGCUGCUUGGCUUUUUGCUCGGUCUUCUUCUGCUCCUUGGACUUUUGUUUGGACUCAUUGCUUUGGCUGAGGAGGUGAAGAAACUGAAGAAUCGUGUCAGUACUCUUGAGGGAAUUUCCUCCUCCAUGAACGCACACACAAGUCGCCUGUCAGCUUCUAAUGAUGGCGUUCAUAAUGUCAACAACGGUGGAGUUAGAUCUGCAUAUGAGAAUACACUGGAUCUGGGGUCUACAGACUUUUCAGGCAAUUUAGCACUGCAGAGAAAUAUACAACAAACUCUGAGAGCAGAGAUGCAGUCUGAAGCCAUGAGAGACCAUCUCAUGUCUUUAGUCAAAGCUGAAGGAGGACUGCGGGGGCCAAAAGGUGACACUGGACCUCAAGGGCCCAAAGGAGACAGUGGUUUUCCAGGACAAUCAGGGUCUUCGGGAGUGCCAGGACAUCCAGGAAGAGACGGGUCGAAAGGAGAAAAAGGUGAACAGGGUGCAGAUGGGCCAGCAGGUUUCAGGGGAAGAGAUGGACAGCCUGGAUCCCGUGGAGAUCCAGGACCGCCAGGAAUGGGAGAAAAGGGUGAAAGGGGUUUACCUGGAUUUCCUGGUAUUGCUGGUGUACAUGGGCAAAAAGGUGCUGCCGGUUUACAGGGUGAACAAGGUCCUCGAGGCUUUAGCGGUGAACCUGGUCCUAAAGGUGAUAGGGGUCCACCUGGAAUUAAAGGUGAUCACGGUGAUAAAGGAGACAGUGGGAUUCCAGGUGUUCCUGGGUCUGCAGGGAGACCUGGACCAACUGCUGAGAAAGGAGCAAAAGGAUCAGCAGGGCCUCAAGGACCUGAUGGUGAAAAAGGCCAAAGAGGUGAGACAGGGUCAAUUGGCCUACCAGGAAUCCGAGGACCAGCUGGGCCACCCGGUGAUGCUGGGCUUUCAGGAACUCCUGGUCUACAAGGACCUCCAGGCAUUCCUGGCAAUCCUGGUCAACCUGGGGCUAAAGGUGAGAUCGGUGCACCUGGGAGAGUGAUUAAUGCAGCUGGCUCUAGCUCAGUGGCUAUCCCAGGCCAACCAGGCAGCCCUGGACCUCCUGGCCCACCUGGACACCCUGGACUCUCAGGUCCCAUCGGCCCUGCUGGACUUCCUGGACAGCCUGGUCCUAAAGGUCCCAAGGGAGAUCAAGGAGAUCAAGGUGAACCUGGUAUUGUAGUCAGAACUAGUGAGACUGUGAGUUCAAGGCGAGCAGAAAGUGUUUAUGGUGCACAGAAUGCUGGUGUUACUGGACCACCUGGUCCCCCAGGGCCUCCUGGACGUCCAGGAGAUUCUAUACAAGGACCACCGGGUCAACCAGGAUACGGCAGACCAGGUCCAAAAGGAGACAAGGGAGAUUCAGGAAGCUUUGUGCCAAAUUCAGGAACGUUCUUUGCCGGACCACCUGGGCCACCUGGUUCUCCAGGACCUAAAGGAGCAACAGGUGCUCAAGGACCAAGGGGAUACCAAGGUGAACCGGGUCAACCUGGCCUUGCGGGGAGUUCCGGUAGAGUUAUCACUGAAUAUGGUGCGGGUCAAGGACCACCAGGUCCCCCAGGUCCUCCAGGACCACCCGGACGGGACGGACGUAAUGGGGAGCCUGGAAUACCAGGUACAGCGAUAUUCCAAAGAGACUCAAGAGGGUCAGUUGCAGUCGGGCCCCCAGGGGUGCCUGGUCCUGCUGGUCCUCCCGGACCUCCCGGUGCUCCAGGCCAUUCCGGUGGAUCACAUUCAACUGCAGAUUAUCGUCGUUACAUCAUGGAGUAUAUGCAGAGUGACAGCAUGAGGCAGCAUUUGUCUAGUAUUCAAGGGCCACCAGGACCACCUGGGGCUUCAGUGUCUGUGGAGGAAGUGGCAUCUCGGGUCGUUGCCUACCUUCAGCGUUCUGGAAUCAGUGGUGUCAGUAUUAGUCAAGGUCCACCGGGUCCUCCAGGCCCACCUGGAAGCAUAACUGCUGAAUACAUUAUUUCUCUGUUACAGAGAGACGAUGUGAGGCGAUAUGUGAUUGGCCCUCCAGGACCACCGGGAGCAGCUGGCAGUAUUGCUACUAGCUUCAACACACAGGAAGUAGCAAACUAUGUCAUCAGAAUAAUGAGAGAGCAGGGAAUUAUAAAUAAGGCUGGACCACCAGGCCCUCCCGGCCCCCCUGGCCUACCAGGCUUGACCUACAGUGACGUAACCACUUUAAUUCAGAAAUCAGGGCUCAGUGGAAGCAUUGGACAUCCCGGGCUCCCUGGUCCUCCUGGCGUACAGGGACCUCCUGGUCUACCCGGUGCUCCAGGAAGCAGCUCAACUGUGAUCUCAGGUUUAAAACUGGAGGACAUCCAGCUCUACCUGCAGAAAAAUGGUUUUAGAGGACCCCCAGGCCCACCUGGUCCACGAGGACCCCAUGGACCUCCAGGAGAUGUUACAGGCCUGGUAUCAUAUAGCGGAUCUUCCCAAGCCCAGAGAGAACACAUCCGUGCUGAGCUGCAGGAGUACUUCAACAGUGACGCUGUAAGACGCUACGGUCUCCCUGGGCCUCCCGGACCCCCUGGACAGAAAGGUGAACGUGGUGAACCAGGAUACAAUUAUCAGAAUGUGAGAAGCCAGUAUCAUUUGGGCACUGAGACGGGUGAAGCACUGGACUAUUCUAAUGUUGCACUGAAAGUGACCGACUACAUAAAGAAUCAGGGUCUACUGCAGGAUCUUACGGAGGGGUACUGGAGAGGACAAGAACAACGGUUCCAAGGGUCCCCGGGGCCCCCUGGUCCUCCCGGGUACAGCCGCGUGUUUGCUGCCUAUGGAAACGUGACUGCUGACCUUGUGGACUUCUUUAGAAUACACGGGGCCAUUCCAGGACCCCCUGGUAGGCAGGGACCUAGAGGAGAGAGAGGAUACCCAGGACCAAAAGGAGAGAAAGGGGUUGUAGGAAGCUCAGGAAUACCUGGCCUGCCGGGACAAAGAGGACCCGAAGGACCAAGAGGAGAGAAGGGUGAAAAAGGUGAUACCCAGUCUGGUAGAUGGAGAAGAGCCACUGGUGUAUAAAGAGUCAUAAAAUUGUAGUAGAAGCACCAUGAAUAUCAUAAAGAAAAUAUAAAUAACACAUAAACUUGCCUCUCUUUAUGAAGUAAUGCAGGUCAGAGGCUUGUUUGGGUCCUAUAUUAUCACAAUAUACAGUUUUAUAAUCAAGCAAAUGCAUGCAAUUUUUUUAUCCAAACAUUACACACAUUAUCAGAGCUUUACUAGUGUGGGUUUAUGACAACAGUCUUACAUUUUUGCAUUUUUUUAUCUAAUAUUUGUUAUAAACAAAAGCACUUGAAAUGUACUUUUACCUAAAAGCGGAUUUUAAAAUUGCUUUUAUUUUUUACCGCAAUGGUUUUGGCUGUUUUUGUAUUGUAUGAAUCUUAUGAAUAUGUUUCACAAACAGCAAAAGAUCAGAAUGUAAAAUGAAAAACCAGUCCAAAGAAAAUAAACUAUUUAAAACACCUGA
Messenger RNA from Triplophysa rosa, 5362 nucleotides. RefSeq names its product collagen, type XVII, alpha 1b (gene col17a1b). Gene Ontology annotation, cellular component: basement membrane. The transcript is spliced from 59 exons. NCBI's taxonomy places the organism in Eukaryota, Metazoa, Chordata, Actinopteri, Cypriniformes, Nemacheilidae. The coding region runs from base 232 to 4917 and encodes 1561 amino acids. The record is from RefSeq and is a predicted model, not a curated record.